Trematosphaeria pertusa is the source of this 627-nucleotide messenger RNA. RefSeq names its product thioredoxin-like protein. The record is from RefSeq and is a predicted model, not a curated record. The transcript has 2 exons. Bases 1 to 627 code for a protein of 208 amino acids. Gene Ontology annotation, cellular component: cytoplasm. Lineage: Eukaryota; Fungi; Ascomycota; Dothideomycetes; Pleosporales; Trematosphaeriaceae.
AUGGCAGAGCUCGAUCCCAAGGUCGCUGCUAUCAUCGACGCCACCAAGGGGGACGACUCCGACGAAGACGCCCUCAUAGCAGAGCUGGAGAAUGACUCGGCGCUGGAUGCCUUCCGCGAGCAGCGCCUGCAGCAGCUUCAUGCCGAAUUCAACAAAACACGGCAGUUGCGGGAGAGUGGCCAUGGAACCUACGCGGAGAUCAAGGAUGAGAAAGAGUUGAUGGAUCUCACAACCAGCACGAAGCUUUGUGUGGUCCACUUCUUCAAACCAGACUUCAACCGCUGCAGGAUCAUGGAUACACAUCUCGAUUCCCUUGCGCCGGCUCACUACGAGGCUCGACUCCUCAAGAUUAAUGUCGACAAUUGCCCGUUUCUAGUCACAAAAUUGAAGAUGCAGGUGCUACCCUGCGUCAUUGCGUUUAUAGACGGCGUCGGAGUGGAUCGUAUCGUUGGAUUUGAAGGCCUGGGUCGGACGCCGGAGAACUUCACCACACGGGAUCUGGAAGCACGUCUGAUACGAGCGAACGUUCUCGCAAGGAACAAAGUCACCGAAGAAGAUGAAAGACUUGCAGCGCGGAGGAGAAAGGAGAGCCAAAAAAAUGAUGAGUCCGACGAGGAUUGGGAUUGA